AAAGACGCCAUGAAAACGUAAAUGAACCUGGAGUGAGCAAACAAUACACAAGCACAUUCUUCUUCUUCCGGGUUUAUUGCUUCCUGAAUCAACGGUCUUCUCCGAUCCAAAGAAACCCAGAUUGUGGUUAUGGCGGAUGAGGUAUUGCUCUCUAGGGCAGAGUCUGCUGCUCCAAAGUCUUCGGUUUGGUCCGAAAUUUCAAACGUUGCAACGAGAUCUUUUGUGUUGGGUUUCACCUCCUGUUCAUGCAGUGCUUUUGUCUUCGGCUGCGUCAUCGGAUAUUCAGCUCCUACACAGUCCGGUAUCAUGAAAGACUUGAAUCUCUCUGUAGCUGAUUAUUCGUUCUUUGGAUCGAUAUUAACGGUUGGGCAAAUAAUUGGAGCUUUGAUGUCAGGCAAAUUGGCAGAUUUGGUCGGCCGUGUAUACACAAUGUGGAUAGCAAACGUUCUCUACAUUGUUGGUUGGCUCGGAAUUGCAUUUGCCAAGGAUGCUUGGCUGCUUGAUCUCGGGAGGUUCUUGCAUGGAGUCACGAUUGGGAUCGGUUCAUAUUUGGGGCCUAUUUACAUUGCCGAGAUAACACCGAGAAACCUGAGAGGAUCUGCUUCGUCAUUGUCUCAGUUGUUUGCAGGCAUUGGCAUAUCCGCCAUCUAUGCUCUUGGAACCGUCGUCUCUUGGCGUGCCUUAGCUCUUAUGGGAUCUGUGCCUUGUCUUGUGACUUUGCCUCUUCUUUUCUUCGUCCCCGAGUCUCCGAGAUGGCUGGCUAAAGUGGGGAGGCGUAAAGAAUUCGAGGCGGUUCUGUUGCAUCUACGGGGAGAAAAUACCGAAUUCUCAGAUGAAGCAGCCGAGAUAUUAGAAUAUACCGAACAAGUUAAACAACGACAGCCAGACGACAGUUUCUUCAAGCUGUUCCAACGAAAAUAUGCGUUUUCACUUAUGAUUGGAGUUGUUGUGAUAGCAUUGCCGCAGCUCCAAGGGGUCAAUGGUUUUACUUUCUACACUGACUCGAUUUUUGCUUCUGCCGGUAUAUCCAGAGAUGUUGGGUUCCAAACAUCGUCUGUUGUCCAGUUAUUUGCAGGGAUUUUGGGUACUUUGCUGGUUGAUGUAUCCGGACGGAGAUUGCUUCUUCUGGUUUCUCAAGGAGGAGCAUUCUUGGGUUGCCUUGUCAUAUCCAUCUCUUUCUUCCUACAGGAGAGGCAUAUCUGGGAAGCAGGAACACCUGUCUUGGCACUUGCCAGUGUGUUGGUGUAUACUGGCUCAUACGGAAUAGGCAUGGGAGCAAUACCUUGGAUCAUUGCAUCAGAGAUUUACCCUGUGGACGUAAAAGGAGCAGCAGGUACGAUAUGUAACCUCGUCAGCUCCAUAAGCUCAUGGGUCGUCACCUAUUUCUUCAGCUUCUUGCUUCAAUGGAGCCCUACUGGGACAUUUCUCAUAUUUGCAAGUGCAUGUGGCGUUGGGAUUGUGUUUAUAGCAAAGCUGGUUCCAGAGACUAAAGGCAAAUCCUUGGAAGAAAUACAAGCUCUUCUCCUCAGUUAAUACAAACCAGUGAAGUUAUUACCAGAGUGUCUGUGUCAGCUGCCUGUCUGUAAUAAAAUGAGCUUUUAAAUUUGGUCCGAAUUCCAAACUGUAAUCUGUUUCAGGUCAUAGUAAUGAUAUAAAUCUGAAUAAUCCAGCAAAUCACUCAAGAAACACUAUUAUUUAUUA
Molecule: messenger RNA, 1701 nt
Organism: Tarenaya hassleriana
Lineage: Eukaryota; Viridiplantae; Streptophyta; Magnoliopsida; Brassicales; Cleomaceae
Product: sugar transporter ERD6-like 15
Exons: 19
Coding region: 130-1533 (467 amino acids)
Biological process (GO): transmembrane transport; carbohydrate transport
Cellular component (GO): membrane
Molecular function (GO): sugar transmembrane transporter activity
Source: RefSeq, a predicted model, not a curated record